Penaeus vannamei (Pacific white shrimp) is the source of this 712-nucleotide messenger RNA. The record is from RefSeq and is a predicted model, not a curated record. Lineage: Eukaryota; Metazoa; Arthropoda; Malacostraca; Decapoda; Penaeidae.
AGGAUAUAAGAAAACAUGUCUUUCCCAACAGCUAAGAACUGUAGACAUUAGUGUGCCAGGCUUCAGUAUCGAUCGCCUGUCCGCUACCUCUGUUCGCCUUUCGAGAUUACGUUAUUGAUAAACGGGUGUACAGGAAGGCACACACACACGUCAAGCCAGUACCCGCUGAUGAGUAAAACGUGCUCGCUGCGUUGGCUCCUCCGCCCGGCUCCACUCCCUGGUCCUAACUCCUCCCAGUCGCUCAGGUUUCGCGAUGGGUGCUGCCAUUCCAAUCUUACUGGUGUUCAUAGGUUGUUGCAGCAAUGUGGUUUUCCUCGAACUGCUUGUUCAAGAUGAACCUGCCUGCGGUACCAUCCUCACCUUCGCCCAGUUCCUUUUCAUUGCCAUCGAGGGCUUUGUGGUCACCAUGGACUGCGGGAGGAGGAAGAAUGCAAUUCCUGUCAAAGAAUAUUUGAUACUGAUGACGAUGUUCUUUACGGUCAACGUCACCAACAACAUGGCUUUUGGUUACAAGAUUUCCAUGCCGCUGCACAUUAUCUUUCGAAGUGGAGGCCUCAUAGCCAGCCUGGUGAUGGGCGUCCUGGUUCUGGGGCGCAGUUACUCCUUGUCGAAGUACCUGUCAGUUAUCAUGAUCACCCUCGGUACCAUCAUUUGUACCUUCGCAUCGGCAGAGAACCUGCUAGAGAUUCGUUGUUAUGCUGGGGGCUGUUGA